Cynoglossus semilaevis (tongue sole) is the source of this 928-nucleotide messenger RNA. Its product is annotated as trace amine-associated receptor 1-like. The annotation marks the transcript as partial. Gene Ontology annotation, biological process: G protein-coupled receptor signaling pathway. The transcript has a single exon. NCBI's taxonomy places the organism in Eukaryota, Metazoa, Chordata, Actinopteri, Pleuronectiformes, Cynoglossidae. Gene Ontology annotation, cellular component: membrane. The record is from RefSeq and is a predicted model, not a curated record. Gene Ontology annotation, molecular function: trace-amine receptor activity.
CCUAAGUACACAGUACAGAGAGUAUGCUAUUGCUAUGUUAGUACUUCUUAGAGUGAGAUAAAAGUUCUGAUGAAAAUAAUCUGUGUAUCGCUAAUGUUGUUUCACACUUGUUUGUAGAAAUGUUAAAGUUUGAACAUGGAGAUCAGCACUAACAGGUCUGACAUUUUUAUCCACGUCCAUCCGUGUUAUAAAUUAGACAUGUUGAAUGUGUUGUUCAGUAACCCGUCUGCAGUCUGCUUCCUGUUCCAUGUUUUCCUCAGCUCAUUAUCUGCUGCCACCGUAUGUGGAAACCUGCUGGUAAUACUCUCCAUCGCUUAUUUCAAACAACUGCAAACGCCUACCAACUCUCUCGUCCUGUCUCUGGCUGUGGCUGACCUCCUGGUCGGGAUCAUUGUUUUCCCUCUCUCCAUCGCGUUCCCUUUGACCCCGUGUAUUUUUCACCACGAUGUGUUUUGCGCUGUACGCGGUACUUUCGAAGUGUGCCUGUGCACAGCAUCCAUUCUGAACCUGUGCUGCAUUUCCAUCGACAGAUACUACGCCGUUUGUCGACCGCUCUCCUACAAAACCAGGAUGAACGACAACGUCGUUUUAGUGAUGAUCCUGCUGAGCUGGACUGUUUCUGCUUUGGUUGGACUUGGUUUAGUUUUUGUGGGGAUGAACCAGGCGAACUGCGAGGACUGUUUCGUCGAUAAGGUGGUGGCAAACGUGAUGGGCCUUAUUUUUGCAUUUUACCUUCCGGUGGUCAUCAUGCUCUGUAUCUACUUAAAGAUUUUCACUGUCGCACAAAAACAGGCGCAUAGCAUCCAGAACGCAACGAGCCAGAUCAGGAAGUCCGGAGGAGCGAUCAGUAAGAUGGAGAAAAAGGCCACAAAGACAUUAGCUACAGUUAUGGGAGUAUUUCUGAUCUGCUGGUUGCCUUUCUUUCUGU